Myotis lucifugus (little brown bat) is the source of this 954-nucleotide messenger RNA. RefSeq names its product NEDD4-binding protein 1-like. The transcript is spliced from 3 exons. Gene Ontology annotation, biological process: negative regulation of protein ubiquitination; negative regulation of proteasomal ubiquitin-dependent protein catabolic process. Bases 297 to 809 code for a protein of 170 amino acids. Lineage: Eukaryota; Metazoa; Chordata; Mammalia; Chiroptera; Vespertilionidae. The record is from RefSeq and is a predicted model, not a curated record. Gene Ontology annotation, cellular component: nucleus; PML body.
GGGCUGUGGCCCUCACUCUGUGCUCUGCUGCGGGGAACUCGGCCGCAGAGCCCUUGGUGGUGGGGCCCCUCACACACAGGUUUGUGGUUUCCUCCUGUUCGUUUAAGAAGCAAACGGGCUGAACUUCUUUAUGCUCAAAAGUUGCUGAAGUCGGGCUCCACGUGGCAUUUGCAUAGUCUGUGCCUCGCUGGCUGUUUGUUUUCUUCCCGUGAGUCAGCACAACCGAGUGUCCCUGAGUCAGCAGAGAACAAGGUUUCCCAGGGCUCUGCCGGCGCCGGCUUUGGGGUACGGUCACCAUGGAAACGUGGGGGGGCCCUGCUGACUGUGCCCCCUCCCUCCGAACAGAGCAGCACUUCCUGACGCAGCUGCAGGAGCUGGGCAUCCUGUCCCUGACCCCCGCCCGCAUGGUCUUCGGGGAGCGGAUCGCUUCCCACGACGACAGGUUUCUGCUACACUUAGCGGACAAAACUGGUGGCAUCAUUGUAACAAAUGACAACUUCAGAGAAUUUGUGACCGAGUCGGUGUCCUGGAGAGAAAUUAUCACCAAAAGGCUGCUCCAGUACACCUUCGUGGGGGACAUAUUCAUGGUUCCCGACGACCCUCUGGGAAGGAGUGGACCCCGAUUGGAAGAGUUUCUUCGGAAGGAAGUCUUCCUUAGGUAUUUCCUCUCCGGAUGGCCGCGUGCUUUCCCGUGUCUUUCCGGGCUUUGUGCAGGUUUAGAGCAAGCAUGUCCCGGGAAGCAAACAGGGCUCCUGAUUUCAUUUCAAUGGUCUCAGAUUGAGUGCGGAUCUUGUCUGUGUGGAAACUAAUCAAGCCGGUGCCCCCGAAAGAGAAAACCUUCAUUUGUGGUCCUUUUGGUUUGGGGGUUUUUUGGCUAGUCCCCACCUGAAGGUAUUUUUCCAUUAAUUUUUAGAGAGAGUGGAAGGGAGGGGGAGAGACAGAGAGAGAAACAUC